This is a messenger RNA of Limulus polyphemus (Atlantic horseshoe crab), 5464 nucleotides long. Its product is annotated as myelin regulatory factor-like. The record is from RefSeq and is a predicted model, not a curated record. Gene Ontology annotation, biological process: positive regulation of DNA-templated transcription; protein autoprocessing. The transcript has 23 exons. Gene Ontology annotation, molecular function: sequence-specific DNA binding; DNA-binding transcription factor activity. Bases 1 to 3627 code for a protein of 1208 amino acids. Lineage: Eukaryota; Metazoa; Arthropoda; Merostomata; Xiphosura; Limulidae. Gene Ontology annotation, cellular component: nucleus; endoplasmic reticulum membrane.
AUGUUAGCUGUAUUUAGUAAAGAAGCUUCAUCAUCAGUAAACACAGCCAGUGACUUUCCCGAUGCCCUGGUGAAAAGUGAUCUAAAAUUAUCAGAAACUCCUGUGGUUAAGUCCUCAACGUCCAGCCAACCGACUUUCCAUACUGCAUCAGUUUAUUCAGGGGUCACUACAAGUGCUUGCAACAGCUUUCCAGUCACUCAGCAAGUUGCAGACACUACAUGUGAAAGUCCAGCUUCAACUUCAGACUUGUAUGUGACUGGGACACUUGUGCCAUCUAGCGAUCAUCCAGUGGAAGUUGACAGUAGCAUCAAGAGACAAAAAACCAUAAACAACAUCACAGCUUUUUCUCAAAGUCAUCAGCUUCCAGAUAGUCCACCAGAUUCUGGAUCAGAACCACCUUUUUCUCCACCAAAUGAGGACCCAAAGCUUAGUGUAAGCAGCAGAAGAACUGUACAGAACGAGAUGAUGCAAUCACAGCAAGAGAGUUUAAAACAUUUCAUAAACUACAGUAAUACUCAGCCCCUCAAACACCUGCCUCCAGAAAAUAGCCUAACCAUAACCCCUCCUCACCAACAUUCAGUGAGCCCAACAUAUGUUCAAGCUAACUGUAAGCCACAGCAGGUCAACCAUGCACCACUACCAGCACACACAGGAAACCACUUAGGUCAUCUUCCUGUUCACACCAGUACUCAGUCACUGCUCAGCCAACUGCCACAGCCCAUAACAAACCCUAUUACAGCAGGACUGCAGCAACAGCAACCCCCUUGUUCCCUUAUCCCCUCUGUUAACCACUUAGCAACUUUGUACAAUAGUGAAGACUUUCUGCCUGAAAACCUUGGUAGUCCCAGCCCCAACUUGUCUCGAAAGCGAAAAUUGUCAGACUCUUCAAAGCAUUCCAUCACUGGCAGCCUACUUAAUGGACUAGUCAGCAUCAAACAGGAACCAAGUGGAUUGUCACCAGAUCGUCAGGGUGAAACUCCUCUACCAGGCACUGAUGAUGAGUAUAGUUUUGACUUCAGCAGUCCAGACAACAGUGCAGUAUUUCUAGAUGCUGUAUAUCAGUGUAUUCGUUUCCAGCCGUUUCAACAGACCACAUGGCACAUUCUUUGUGAUGCUACCCUUAAAGAACUGCCUCCUCCAAACUAUAGGGUGGAUGCCGACAAAGGGUUUAAUUUUAGUAAUGCUGAUGAUGCCUUUGUGUGUCAGAAGAAAAACCAUUUCCAGGUCACAGUACAUGUACAAUCAGUUGGAAAUCCACAGUUUGUGAAGACUGCAGAAGGCUUGAAGAAGAUUGAAAACUUCUUUCUUCACUUUCAGGGAGUAAAGGUCGAGUCUCCAACUCAGAUAAUCAAAAUUGAACAGUCCCAGUCAGACCGUAGCAAAAGACCAUUCCAUCCUGUCCUUAUUGACAUUUCUCCUGAGCAAGUCACUAAGACCACCAUUGGAAGACUCCACUUCAGUGAAACUACAACCAAUAACAUGAGGAAAAAGGGAAAGCCAAAUCCUGACCAACGAUAUUUUUACUUGGUCGUCAGUCUCUGUGCUCACAGUGGAGAACAAGCUUACCCUGUAGUAGCCCAUGCUUCUGAAAGAAUCAUUGUGCGAGCGUCCAAUCCUGGUCAGUUUGAGAAUGAUAUGGAAUUGUCAUGGCAGAAAGGGCACAACCCUGAUACAGUGUAUCAUGUUGGACGAGUAGGAAUCAAUACAGAUAGACCUGAUGAAUCUCUGGUUGUUCAUGGUAAUGUCAAGAUUACUGGUCACAUUGUACAACCCUCUGAUGCUAGGGUAAAAAGUGAAACCAUAGAGGUUGACACCAGGGAACAGCUGAAGAAUGUAGCUAACAUGAGGAUUGUGAAGUAUCAAUACCUUCCUGAGUUUGCUCAACAAGUUGGAAUGUCAGAAGAUCAACUGUCAGACAUGGGUGUUGUAGCCCAGGAGGUACGGACCAUCCUUCCUGAUGCUGUAAGGGAAGCAGGGGAUAUUGUACUUCCUAGCGGUCAAAGGAUUGAGAACUUCUUGGUUGUUAAUAAGGAACGUAUCUUCAUGGAAAACGUUGGAGCUGUCAAGGAGUUGUGUAAGGUUACAGACAACUUAGAAACUCGGAUAGAUGAGUUAGAACGUAUAAACCAUAAGUUAAGCAAACUGAAACGACUGGACAGUCUGAAGUCUUCCUCAAGUGGAAGUACCAUUACCAGUCGAUGCAGCAGCAUAAGGAAUUCAAGAAAAUCUAUUAGACCUCGAUGCCAUAGACACAAAGAGAAGGAGAAAGGAGUGUGUACCAGCCAGUUUGUCCAAGGCACUGUUAUCACUUUAGUGCUGAUCAUGGCCUUCUGUCUUGUUGCCAUGGGAACCCUGUAUAUCCUUGACUGGCAUAAGAAAUACACAUCUUCCGAAACAGAAGUGGAAAUAUCAGCCUAUACACAUGGUACUCUGUUAAAAAAACAGAGCUUAUUUUCCAAAAUGCCUUAUACUAGCAGUAUUGAACCAACUUCAGAAAAAACACCUAUAUCUCAAGAACCCCAGAGGAAAAGUACUUCAUUUCUAGCUUCUCAGCAUACCAGCCAUGAGCCUAUUGGGGUACCACUUGAAUGCUCAAAGCUUAAUGCUUCAGAUAUUCCCUGUCCAAUGUUUUGUUGUGUUUCUGGGUCUGAACCAGAAGAGAAUUUCCUGAGAAUAAGAAAUAGAGACAAAGGUUUCAACCGUACCAAAAGUCACAGCCGAAAUGGUGAAGCUCGAUCUAUGAAUCUGAGCAUGGUUACGUCUUCAGAAGGUCCUGGUCUGGAUAUGACUACCCUUGGUACUGCCAUUCCUCCUCAGAACCAGGAGAAUGAAGGAAGGGCAUCCAACUCUUAUUACCAAUCCACAAAAGAACACAGCAUGAGUUCUUCUAGGUUUCCACAAGAUGGUGUAGUGAGCAAUGAGUUGUCUAGAGGCCCAGCUGACCAAACAAAUAACAAUAGCACCUCUGUAGUUUCUGCCAAGACUUUAGCAAAUGAGAGCUAUCCUGAAGAAAACUCGAGUCUCAACAAAAAAUUACCAACAAUUAGUCCAUUAAUAUGGAAGAGGAAUGCCAAACAAGAAGCAACUUUGGAUGUUGCAAGUCUCUUGAGACGACAUAGAGAUGUUGAAUCUGGGGGAAGCAACAUAAAAUCUUUCUCCCGAAAAGCAAAUGCACCAGAGCUACAACAUCCACUUGAGUCCAUCAAACUUUUGGAACUGGACACCAUUAUUGGGAGGGAAUACUGUGUAAAUCACUGUGCUCAAGGACCAUGGUUUUAUUAUAUCAUUCCCAUCUCUAAAUACAUGGCUUUGGACUAUAUAAAUGUCCAGUUCAAUUUGACACAGGCACUUCAGAUGAAAUUAUGUGAUACAGAGGAAAAGCCAUUUGACUGUCCUCUCAGUGGUCAGAGAACCGAAGAAGGACAAAAUCAGUCACUUAACAGAUUACAUGAUGCUCUGGAGGAAAACCCUUCAUGGCAACUUCCUGUUGGACUUCAUCUUAGAAGCUCAUACAGAUUUCGAAUAUUUGUGAAGGGAGUUGCCAGGGCCUGUUCUAUUCCUGUGCAAGAAGCUGGUCACCAGUUUGUGGAGUAUAAGCUUAUGUUUCAUAGAGAUUGCAACAAGUGAGGCAACAGUGGUGUUUGAGGACAGAAACUAGUGCAAUUAAAAAUAAAGCUGAAAAGACUAUUGAACACUGUGAAUAUAAACUGAAACUUAUGAAAAUUCUGGCUAUGGACUUUGUUGAAAUCCGUUUCUGCAUGAAUUGACUUUGUAGAGAUGUCAUACUACAAUAAUAUUAAGUAGCAAGUUGAUCAUCCUAUAUGUGUUUGUUUGAUAUUUUCUGAUAUUAUAUUUUUUCAUCUGCCAUCAUAUCUCACUCCUUCAUGGCCAAAUUUUCCAACAAUGAAGAUAAAUAGGAAGAAAAGAAUUUGUUUGCUGACAGCUUGGUAUUUCUGCAUCAAUAGCUAAAUACACUCAGUGAUAAUUCCUCUUCAUUCCAGCAAGAGGGUCUGUUUUUUCCGAAUCUGGUGGUCUACAAUACCUCAUGUGCUGUUGUGCCUUUACAAUGCUAUCACACACCUACUUGAUGGUAGGAUCUAGAUCCUUGGUAUGCAUUGGAAGCUCUAAUUUUGACAAAAUUCAUAGACUAUUGAUCUGAAUGCAUAUUCAUAUGGACUUAAUUCAAUUGUAUACAAUUCAGAUAUGAUAAAGUCCCCCAAUUCACUUUUAGAAGUUUAAUUUUUGGGAACUUUACCAUUCAUAACAUCCAUGGAGGAGUAUUUUUAUUUUGAGGACCAUCAUAACUUAUCCAUAUUUCAGUGAUAAAAACAGUAGACAAGUUUUCAUCGACCAGUAUUGUUGAUGGUUGCUGCACCACAGUCUACCACGUUACAGAAAAUCAUCAGUAUGGUUAUGCUGAUACAGCUGCAACAUGGUAUGUACUAAUGCAAAAACAAUGGAAAAUAUAAAACACAUAUCAACCAAUGAAGUAACACCCUGACAGGCACCUUUAUAUUUUAUUUAAACUAUUCCAAUGAAGAUUAUCAUCAACCAAAUACUUUAAAGAUGUCCUUACAGAUUAUCUGUUAUCCUAUAACCUGGACAGUCAGUAUUUUGUCUCUUUUUAUAACUACAAUAAUGGAAUUUGAAUCUUUCAGAAAUCUUUUGCCUUGAGCUAAAGUUUAGUAGGAAAUGUAAGAAUACUUUAUGAUGUACUUUAUUGCAUGAGAAAUCUAUUCUGUAAAAACAUAGUUUAUGUUGCAGUUUAUGUAAAAUACUGAACAUUGAGUAGUGGUAUCUUAUACCAGUAGUUAUAAACAUUCAACUAAUCUUAAAGAAAUUGAUUAAUCGUAUUGCUAAGGUUGGAAAAUUUCUUUUUUAGGUGAAUUAAGGGUUGGUUUUGUGAACAAAAUAUCUAUUGUAGAGCAACUUGAUCAAUUUGAAAAAACAACCAAUGUUAUUUACUUAAAAUUCCAGUACUGAACAAGAAACAGCAAUGAUGAGAUUUUAUUAUCUUAAUUUCUUGAAUUCUAACUGUUUGGCUUCAAGUAUAUGAUAUUAUAGUAGAAAAGCAGUAUGAAGAUGUGUUUAGUGACCUUUGAUUUUUGUUUUGUUUUUAUGUUAAAUGUGGAUGAGGAGUCAAUAAAAUCAUGGGAUUUUGUAAAUUGAAAAGGCUUGAGAUUAAAAGCCUAUAAAAAUCACAUGACCAAACUUUAGGUUGAUUUUCUCUCAUAUAUCAUGUUAUAGCAACCGCUGGUAAUUACUUAAAAGUUAACAAAUCAAAUAGGCAUCACAUAAUUUCUACCAAGCUGUAUAGAAAAUUCUUAGUAGUAGUUUAAGAAAUAUAAAAUUCUGAAUCUUCAGUGUACAAUUUGGGUUAUGCAGUUCUAUCUGUAAACAAAUGACAAUGAAUAAGUUUCAAAAACAAAACAUUGUAAAAUACAACAUAACAAGUGGAAGAUAU